GGAUUGACUACUCACUGAAAUGAUAGAUAUAAUGGUGAGAUGAAACAGAAAGUCCAGCUUACCCUCUCCUGCACUGGUUUGAGAGAUGCUGAUUUCUUUUCUAAGUCUGACCCUCUUGUCACUAUAUUUGAUGAAUUCAACAAUGAGUUGGGACGCACAGAAUGUAUUGACAAUGAGUUGAAUCCUGUUUUUAAAGAAAAGAUUACUCUUGAUUACGACUCUUAUGAAGAACAAAAGUUAAUCAUCAAAGUUUGGGACAUUGAUGACUACGAAAAUGACAUUACCAAAGCAGAUUUUUUGGGUGAAAUCGCAUGCACACUUGAAGAGCUAGUAGAUUCCGGAGCAAAGUUUUCCAAAGCUCUCAGAUACGAAGGCACUGACUACGGAAAGAUCUUCAUAAAAACUGAAAAGCUUAAUCCACCUCCUCAAAAAGCUGCUAAAAAAGGCAAGAAGGGGAAGAAAGGGAAGAAAGGGGAGAAAGGGGAAGAAAUUACUGCUUCUCAAAAGAAAAAUUCCAAAGAGAUCAAAAAUGAUACCUGGAUAAAAAGUGAGGUGACAGAAGUAAAAAGUGAGAUGGCAGAAGUGGACGAUACGUUUAAAUCCGUUAAGUCGGAAGAGGAUGAAACUAGGGAUGAAGAAAUAGAGGAAUCUUUAGCGAUGGGUCCUUCAGAUACGAUGAUGACGCAAGGUUUUAUACCCAGUGCAGAGAGGUACACUCCAACUGACGAACAGGAGUCCAAGUUUACUCCCGUUGAGCACCCCAUCCGUCAAGCUGCAGGAAGUGGAGGCUAUCUCUCAGACCCCGGCAUAAACGACUCAGACGAGCAAUUCAAAUCAGCUAACGGGUCUAAACCAUUCCACUUCAUUCCCACGAAAAGCUUGCAAACCUUAUAG
This is a messenger RNA of Bolinopsis microptera, 894 nucleotides long. Its product is annotated as copine-3-like. Gene Ontology annotation, biological process: cellular response to calcium ion. Lineage: Eukaryota; Metazoa; Ctenophora; Tentaculata; Lobata; Bolinopsidae. The record is from RefSeq and is a predicted model, not a curated record. The coding region runs from base 40 to 894 and encodes 284 amino acids. The transcript has 6 exons. Gene Ontology annotation, cellular component: plasma membrane. Gene Ontology annotation, molecular function: calcium-dependent phospholipid binding.